Amorphotheca resinae ATCC 22711 is the source of this 883-nucleotide messenger RNA. RefSeq lists its product as hypothetical. Gene Ontology annotation, cellular component: nucleus. The record is from RefSeq and is a predicted model, not a curated record. Gene Ontology annotation, molecular function: transcription coactivator activity. Gene Ontology annotation, biological process: transcription by RNA polymerase II. The transcript has 2 exons. Bases 215 to 883 code for a protein of 222 amino acids. NCBI's taxonomy places the organism in Eukaryota, Fungi, Ascomycota, Leotiomycetes, Helotiales, Amorphothecaceae.
AAUUAGAGCCUGAGGCAUCAAUCGGAAAAUCCCCGGGCCGACCUCGCGAGGGGACUCGAUGGCGGGGCAAAGAUCAGAGACGUGUUUUUGAGCCACUGACUCGUUCAACAUCUAACUCGUCGUCCACAAAGGAUCUACGAGCCUUCUGGAACCGAGCUGCAGUAUUUCCGAAGCCAUACUCAUCAGAACCUGGCACUUGAAACAAGCCGAAAAGAUGGCAGGCAAGAAAGCCGCAGGUGAGAACAGCAAGAAAGCCGCCGGCAACGCAAAGAAAGCAGAAGUAGCGGCACAAAAGGCCGCCGCUGAGAACGCGAAGAAGGCUGCCGCAGAAGACGAGGAAUGGAGCAAGGGAGCAAAGAGCAACGCCAAGAAAGAAGCAGAAGCUGCGAAGAAGGCAGAACAAGCACGCAAGAAGGCAGAGAAGGAAGCCCUUUUAGCAGAAGAGGAGAAGAACGCGCGGGCCGCACCCAAGAACUCGAAGCAAGCGGUCAAGAAAACACGGGGUCUCGACCUCUCACAGCUUGACGAUGAACCCUCGAAACCCGCGGCGGCACUCAACGCCUCUGGUAUUGAUAACGCGCUGGAUGCGUUGUCUCUGACAUCCAGCGCAGCGACGAAGAUCGACAAGCAUCCGGAGCGGCGGUUCAAGGCGGCGUUUGCAGCGUUCGAGGAGCGGCGGCUACGGGAGAUGGAAGCGGAUGGUAGCGGGCAGGGCUUGAGACAGAACCAGAAGAAGGAGAAGAUCCGCAAAGAGUUUGAGAAGAGCGAGGAGAACCCCUUCAACCAGGUUAAUGCGCGGUACGAUGCGAGCAAGGAGGAGCUGAAGGCGAUCCAGGCUGCUGAGCGGCAGAAGAUCGAGGCGCGGUUGACGGAGAAGAAUUAG